CCUUACUUAAUUACAGUAAGAAAUAAACAGUAGCGUAAGUAUUACGAGCACGUCCCUAACCAACUCCUCUAUAUAAGGAGUCGUCUCUCUCAACUUCAAUAAUUUAACUCAUCACACAAAACAAUUAUGGAUUUCCGUUCUCAGUUCGAAUUUAUGCAUCUCCGAGCAUUGCUUCAAAAGCAGAGCGACGUUUCUUCCAUUCUCGCAAAACAUGUAUUCUUCAACAACUAUGGAAAACCUGAUGACGACGUGUCUAAAAAAGCAAAUAUGGUGUUUUCUCCACUAUCCAUUCAAAUUGUUCUCGGCAUUAUUGCUGCUGGCUCUAGUGGUUCUACAUUGGAUCAAUUGUUGAGUUUUCUCAAAUUCAACUCCGUUGAAGAACUUAACUCUGCUUAUGCUCGGGUUAUCGCUAAUGUUUUAGCCGAUGGAAGCCCCAUGGGAGGUCCUCGUUUGUCCGUUGCUAAUGGGGCUUGGAUUGAUCAAACUCUCUCUUUUAAGCAUUCUUUCAAACAUGUUAUGGACAAUGUUUAUAAGGCUGCUGCGGCUUCUGUUGAUCUUCUGCACAAGGCUGAUGAGGUUGCUGCUGAAGUCAAUAAGUGGGCUGAAGAGAAAACAAAUGGUCUCAUCAAACAGAUUCUUUCUCCUUGUGCAGUCACUGGCACACAGCUGAUCUUGGCGAAUGCACUAUAUUUCAAAGGAGCCUGGAAUGAGAAAUUGAAUGCUUCAGAUACGAAAGACCACGAGUUCCAUCUCCUCAAUGGAGGAUCUGUUCAAGCACCCUUAAUGACCAGCAACAAAUGGCAAUACGUGAAGGUGUUUGAUGGAUUCAAAGUGUUACGUCUUCCUUAUAAGCAGGGAGAGGACAAGCGUGUUCUCAGCAUGUAUAUGUUUCUCCCAAAUGCACGAGACGGAUUGUCAACUUUACUGGAGAAAAUUAGUUCGGAACCCGAAUUCUUAGAUCAACAUAUUCCCUUAACAAAAGUUAGAGUGCGCAAGUUUCUUAUCCCUAAGUUCACAAUAUCUUUUGCAAUUGAAGCUUCUAAGGUUCUAAAGGGACUCGGCCUCACAUUACCUUUUAUUGGCGGUCUCACUGAGAUGGUGGGCGGGAAUUUCCCUCUGGCAGUUUCAGAAGUUUUUCACAAGUCGUUUAUUGAAGUAAACGAGGAAGGUACGGAAGCUGCAGCUGUUACUGUAGCUACGAUGACGUUCGGGUGCUCAAUGACAAUAGUUAAAGAGGAGGAGAUAGACUUUGUUGCUGAUCAUCCCUUCUUGUUCCUUGUGAAAGAUGAGACUGCUGGUGCUGUUUUGUUCAUGGGGACUCUAUUGAAUCCUCUUGCUGUUGAGGUUGCUAGUCAAGUGAAUCAAUGGGCUGAAAAGGAAACAAGCGGGCUUAUCAAAGAAAUACUUCCAGCUGACUCAGUUGACAAUUCAACAAGACUUGUGUUUGCAAAUGCAUUGUACUUUAAAGGAGCCUGGGAUGAGAAGUUCGAUGCAUCAGUGACCAAGGAAAGUGAGUUCCACCUUCUCAAUGGUACAUCUAUUCAAGUGCCCUUCAUGACUAGCAGGAAGAAGCAAUAUGUAAAAGCUUUUGAUGGUUUCAAGGUGUUGGGACUUCCGUAUAAACAGGGUGAGGAUAGGCGUCGUUUCUCCAUGUACUUCUUUCUUCCUGAUGCCAAUGAUGGACUGCCAGCCUUGGUAGACAAGGUCAGUUCCGAAUCCCAAUUCUUGGAGCGACACCUUCCAUAUCAGAAGGUUGGAGUUGGUGAAUUUCGUAUCCCCAAAUUUAAAAUAUCAUUUGGGUUUGAAGCUUCUAACGUUCUGAAAGGGCUUGGCCUGGUAUUGCCUUUCUCUGGUAAUGGCCUCACAGAGAUGGUGGACUCCCCUGUUGGCAGUAACCUUUAUGUUUCUAGCAUCUUUCACAAGUCCUUUAUUGAGGUAAAUGAAGAGGGAACAGAAGCUGCAGCUGCAACUGCUGGUGUUGUUAAACUAAGAGGAUUGCUGGUCGAAGAGAAAGUAGACUUUGUUGCUGAUCAUCCAUAUCUCUUCCUGAUUAGAGAAGAUGCAACAGGCGUGGUACUCUUUGUUGGUAGCGUGCUUAAUCCUCUCUCAGACUAAGUCCGUAUUCCACUAUAUGGAGGUUGAUGUAUGUUGUUUGUGUCUUCUUUGUAUCACUUGGACUAAUUUUUGGUACCCAGAGUUAGCUCAAAUCGCCUUUCAAGCCCUUCCAUCUUAUGGGAUAGUGGUUUCACGUAUCCUUCAAGUAUCAUACUUUUUUACGACACUCUGAGUAAAAUUUACCAACUGCUCUUUGUACGGUUGAUAUCAGUGCGACUUGUAUGACAUACAGUGUACUAUGAAAUAAUUGACAUCAAAGUUCUGUCUGAUACUUCAAUUUAGAUGUGUAAUAUUUAUUUCAAAAUGAUCUCAUCUAAAGCAAGUUAGAAAUUGCUACUA
This is a messenger RNA of Solanum dulcamara, 2454 nucleotides long. RefSeq names its product serpin-ZX-like. Gene Ontology annotation, molecular function: serine-type endopeptidase inhibitor activity. NCBI's taxonomy places the organism in Eukaryota, Viridiplantae, Streptophyta, Magnoliopsida, Solanales, Solanaceae. The record is from RefSeq and is a predicted model, not a curated record. The transcript has 3 exons. Bases 127 to 2115 code for a protein of 662 amino acids.